Capsicum annuum is the source of this 2136-nucleotide messenger RNA. Its product is annotated as putative lipase ROG1. Lineage: Eukaryota; Viridiplantae; Streptophyta; Magnoliopsida; Solanales; Solanaceae. The record is from RefSeq and is a predicted model, not a curated record. The transcript has 10 exons. The coding region runs from base 472 to 1782 and encodes 436 amino acids.
UUAACGGAAGAAAUGGGAAAACUCCUGAUAAGAUAUUGGGAAAGCAACAUAUAAAGGUCUUGUUCACGCUUGACAAAAUUGAAAAAUACUACUCAACCAAACAAACACAGGUGUUUUAAAAAUUCUGAAUUUUGACGGUCGUCAAACUUAGAAACUUCCAUGAAAACUCCCAAUUUCCCCCUCUUUUGGUUGAAUCAAUUUUACAAAACCAAAUGGGAUCGUUCAACAUAAAUUUAUUAAUGUCAACAUGCAAUUCUUGAUUCAUUAUUUUAUACUACUAGUGGUACUAUUAUUAUUAUAUUUUGAUUGUGUCUCAGCAAGGAUAUUUUAUUUACACAUAGAAGAAGGUUCCAUGUGGACUAGAAAGUCCAUAAAUACCAAACCAAAAUUUCCAAAUCCAAGAACACCCCCCACAAAGGCUUUCUGUCUUGACCAACUCCUGCUGGUGUUGUUUUUUGGUGGUUUAUGUGAAUGGAUUCGUUGGAAAUGGAGAAAGGUUCAAGCUUUAGUGAUGAAAAUGGAGUAAAAGAGAUGAAGUCUGAAGUGGGUAUUGAGAAAAAUGAGAAUAGCAAUAAGAAGGAAGAGAAGAAAUCUGAACUUGGUACUGAGAAGGAUGAGAUUAGAUACAAGAAGACAAGGAGAAAAAGGUUUUCGAUUUGUCCUAGGUUCGCGUGUAUGAGAUUGGACGAUGAAGUUCCUGCUGUUGUUGAGACACCUGCUGGUGAAUGUAGUUUCAAUGUGGAGUCUAGUCAAAAGGGUCCUCCUCCUCCUCACUUAGUUGUCAUGGUUAAUGGCAUUAUUGGCAGUGCAGAUGAUUGGAAGUAUGCUGCCAAGCAAUUUGUGAAGGCCUAUCCACGAGAUAUCAUUGUUCAUUGCAGUACAUCUAAUUGUUCAAGGUUGACAUUCGAUGGUGUUGACAUAAUGGGGACUAGAUUAGCUGAAGAGGUACUGUCUGUUAUAAAACAGCAUCCACAUCUACAGAAGAUUUCCUUUGUUGGUCACUCCCUAGGUGGCCUGAUAUGUAGAUAUGCAAUUGCAAAGCUAUAUGAACAAAAAUCUGCAAGAAGAGCUUGUGGAGAAGAUAUGGAAUGUAGUCUUGAUGGGUCCACUAAUUCAAGUGUGGAAGAGGUAUCAAAAAGAAAAAUUGCUGGGCUGGAACCCGUGAACUUUAUAACCUGUGCUACACCACAUCUCGGUUGUAGGGGGCACAAACAGGCUCCAGCAUUCUGUGGGCUAUACUCAUUUGAAAAUGCUGCAGCAAGUUCCUCAUGGUUACUUGGAAGGAGCGGAAGGCAUCUCUUUUUGAAAGAUAGUGAUGAAGGGAAACCUCUCCUUCUUCGGAUGGCCAGUGAUUCUGAAGAUCUGCCGUUUAUAUCUGCUUUGCAGUCAUUUCAGCGUUGUGUGGCCUAUGCAAAUACAUGUUUUGACUAUCUUGUUGGAUGGAGUACAUCAUCUUUGCGGCGCAGAAGUGAGCUUCCAAAGCGUCGAAACUUGAAAAAAGUGGAUAAAUACCCACAUAUUGUAAACAUAGACAAGGCAACAAGUGUCAGUUCUCAAGAAGAAAUUCCCGCUGACGCUAAAAUAAAAGGACGCAAGUCUCAAGAAAUGGAAGAGGCAAUGAUCAGAGGUUUAACAAAGGUGAGCUGGGAACGUGUUGAUGUUAGCUUCAAAGGAAGUAAACAGAGACACUUUGCGCACACAGCAAUUCAGGUGCAAUCCUAUUGCAUCAAUUCUGAUGGAGCAGAUGUUAUACAACACAUGAUCGACAAUUUUACCGUAUAGAAGUAAGGAAGUUGCUGUAUUUACAAUACCAUAUUUACCGGAGGCCUGUGCAAUUUACAGCGCCUGCUACAUUAAUUGUAGAGGAUACAUGCAUACAAAUUCAAACAAGAUAUACAGAUUAUACGUCAAAGUUUAUUUAGGUGUAUUAUAGUUAGUUAUUAGAGCAUGUAGAUUGAAUGCAGUUCAAUGUAAUGACUAGUACUUACUUCCUUUAUACCCAAAAAAUAAUUAUGUGAUUCAAGCAAGAGGGCCAAGGCCAAUUUUCUUUAUUUUGAUUUUGGUUUAAUUGUAUUUCUUCAAUUAUAAUGACAAGGUAGUCUUGUGUAUAAGCAUAGCAUUUUAAUGCGUGAUUAA